CCCGGUCCUCUGUUUGUGCAACGUGCAGUGUGACCAGCCAGGCUCGUAUUGGCCCCUGGGGAUAAAGGGUGUUCCCAGAAUAGCAGAAGGUGGACGGUAUCUUACUUCAGUGCCACCUGGGAUAUUUCCUGCACCUGCAAAACUGCUCGGUGUCGGAUAAUCGAGAAUCCUUUUUAGAAGUUAGUCGAGUAGUCAGGGGAAGGCGGUCAAGUUUUAAAUAUGUGACUUUACACAAAUAAUAUUGUGCUUCCUUAUGGAGCUGUACUUUGAAUAUCCUUCAGGUGACUAUUGAACACAGGCUGGAUGAAUGUGCAGCAACCACGAGUUGACUAGAACAGAGAAGGGCAAAAAAUGAAGUGCUUCGUUAGCAUGCUUGGAGGGAACACAGUAAGGAAAAUUGCCAGCAGAGGUGUCUAGAUGGAGAGGAUGGAAAUGCAUGUUUGAGGGGAAGGAGAAUCUGUUCUUCCAAGCACAGAUGGGCAGUACCCUCAGGGGUUCAGGUACAUGUGAAGAUUUCUUGGCAGAUCAAACCAUUGAUCACCUUGUCCUCAUUUCUACUUGUUCUGUGUUGACAAGGGAACGUGCCCAAAUGAGCAAGGUAUCACAGCAGAACACUACCCCGGGCGUGAAUGGAAUAAGUGUCAUCCACACUCAGGCUCAUGCCAGCGGCUUACAGCAGGUUCCUCAACUGGUGCCUGCCGGCCCUGGGGGCGGAGGCAAAGCUGUGCCUCCAAGCAAGCAGAGCAAAAAGAGUUUGCCCAUGGAUCGCAACAGUGACGAGUAUCGUCAGCGCAGAGAGAGGAACAACAUGGCGGUGAAAAAGAGCCGGUUGAAAAGCAAGCAGAAAGCGCAGGAUACGCUGCAGAGAGUGAAUCAGCUCAAGGAAGAGAAUGAACGGUUGGAAGCAAAAAUUAAAUUGCUGACUAAGGAAUUAAGUGUACUGAAAGAUUUAUUUCUUGAGCAUGCACACAACCUCGCAGAUAACGUGCAACCCAGUCGCACUGAAAAUACGACAGAUUCUGAUAAUGCAGGACAGUAGACCUCACCUCUUUCAAACGCCACAACUUGUGGCUUGAACGUUAAAGGUGUGACUACCUACACUACUUGUAUCAGCGGCUGAAUCUCCAUUAUUCAAAGAUCCAUUGAAGGUUGUUUUCUAGGAUCAGCACUGAAGAGUUGAUUAGCUAAAAAUGUUAGCCAUAUAAUUUGAAUAUCUGGUUUUAAAUGAUAAGGAUUUUUGUGGGGAUAAAAACAGUUUUAAAGGUAUAUGGUAAAAAAAAAAAAAAAAUGCCCUGGAGCUUGAUGUUCUUAAUAAAUCCUGACUUCC
Molecule: messenger RNA, 1327 nt
Organism: Kogia breviceps (pygmy sperm whale)
Lineage: Eukaryota; Metazoa; Chordata; Mammalia; Artiodactyla; Physeteridae
Source: RefSeq, a predicted model, not a curated record